Molecule: messenger RNA, 2412 nt
Organism: Yarrowia lipolytica CLIB122
Lineage: Eukaryota; Fungi; Ascomycota; Dipodascomycetes; Dipodascales
Biological process (GO): protein phosphorylation; regulation of cytokinesis; mitotic spindle organization
Cellular component (GO): spindle midzone; chromosome passenger complex; spindle microtubule
Molecular function (GO): ATP binding; protein kinase activity
Source: RefSeq, a predicted model, not a curated record
AUGGCAGACAAGGCCCGCAUCAACAAUGCCAAGGCUCAGCUGUCCGAGUCAUACAACGCGCUGCUGGACCAUUUCCACGCUACCGAGCUCAAGGUGAUCGGCAACUACAAUGUGGUUCGGCUCAUUGGGCAGGGCUCGUUUGGCAAGGUGUAUUUGGCGACGCACAAGUUCACCAACACCAAGGUGGUACUCAAGUCGUCAGCCAAGAGCGCCCCCAACCUUGUGCGAGAGAUUCACCAUCACCGGCAGUUCAAACACCCUCAUAUCACUCGUCUCCACGAGAUUAUCGUCACGGAGACGGUGGUCUGGAUGGUGCUCGAGUACUGUCCGGGAGACGAGCUGUACACCUAUCUGGUGGAAAACGGACGACUGUCUGUCGACGAGACCCGCAAAAUAUUUGCACAACUGUGUGGAGCUGUCACCUACGUCCACAACACCAAAAAUUGCGUCCAUAGAGACCUCAAGCUCGAAAACAUUCUGUUGGACAGACACCAUAACGUCAAGCUGUGCGACUUUGGAUUCACACAUGGAUACGAGUCACGAGUCAUGCUGGAAACUAUUUGUGGCACUUCUGCCUACAUGGCUCCUGAAAUGCUGCUGGGCAAAAAGUACAGCGGAGAAGCUGUCGACGUGUGGUCUCUGGGAGUCAUUCUGUACGCCCUGGUAUGUGGCGAAAUGCCGUUUGACGAGGAGGACGAGGAGGACACGAAAAACCGCAUCAUGAACGCCGAACCGGACUAUGCCAAACACCAAUUGCCGGCAGAUAUGUUGGCUUUGCUUAAAGGAAUGCUUUGCAAGAACCCUCAUCAGCGACCCAAGCUCGCUGAGGUGCUGAACAACGGCUUUUUGGGUCUGGAGGGUAUGCGGCAGGCUGAAAUGCUGGCAGCUAAAGAACCCAAGCUGUUUUCAACCAAGAUGGAAAAACAUGUAUUGAAACGCAUGAAGGCGCUCAAUAUUAGCAUUGAGAACCUCUACGAGUCCGUAUCCAAGAUGAAAUGCGACUCUCUGGCCGGGUUCUGGGCUGCAUCGUUGGAAAAAGCAUACAAAAAGGAGCGACGCAAGCAGUCGCGAAGAAGAUCAAGGUCGGCCUUCUCAUACUCGUUUGAUAUCGCUCGAAAGCGGCCGUCGGAAGAGAAUAUCGGAGACUCAAUGCAAAUGACCGCUCCUCAUUCCCCUUCUUCUCCCUUAUCAAAAGUACGGCACUUCGACGGCCUAGGAAUCAGAAACAGACUGUCUGGAGACUUUAGAAGACCGUCCAGUGAACAAGUGUCGACCCCCAGACAGUCCCUUGAUUUCAGACCGCCCCAUAGAUCCACUACCACAGGUGAAGCCAUGACUUCUCCUCCUGCUCCUGACUCUCCCAGAUCACCGAGAGACACGGCCACCAACACUCCAGACACGUCUGUGACACUCGAGAGACCACAUACGGUUGGCGAAAGUCCCCGAUUGCAGGCCUCUCCGUUUGAUAACCGCUCUGUGACAUCUGACGGCUCUUCUCUCAAAAAGAAGGGCAACUUUGGCAAGUCUCUCAAGAAUGUCAUGCUCAAAAUGGUCUUCAUUGGCAAAAAGAAACCCACAACUGAGGGUAAUACCCAGUCGGAGCCUAGUCAGUCUUCCGGCACUGGAAGAUCCCUCCCCUCGUCUCUACACUCCUACAGCAUCAAAAACAAGUCCAACACCUCCCUAGAGGAGGGCAUCGCACCGACAGAAACCGUUCCAGACGUACCUCCACUACCACAAAGUGCACCUGGACUCACCUCUCUCAACAGCCAGGACAAUAUCGAGCCUAUGACAUCUUUCCGAAGAACUACCCGUCGAGAACGACCAAUCUCGCAGAUUUCUUCCUUCUCUGGUAUCUCUCAAAUCUCCGGCAUCUCUGCCAUUUCAUCGGCGCCUUCCGUUUCGUCUUCUCUAGAACGAUCUGGCUCGGGAAGCAGACGCAUUGUCAUGCGAAGACCUUACUUUGGCCGUCGCUCUACCUCCUCGUCGUUUUCUUCGAUCCAAUCCCAUCGAAAAACACAUUCCAAGGCAUCCUCCACGUCUUCUACAGACGAGUAUUUGGGAGACGAUACAACCGAUCCCGGCUCUCCGGGGCCCUCAGAAACACCCACCACCUCUUAUGGACGUCACUCGACAAGCAACAAAAAGGCUCAUUCGAAGCAGCACGAUUAUAACGAAACGGCGCAGUUUAACACAUACAAGCCGCCCAGCCGGCGACGCAAGUCGGCCACCAAGGUGUCUUCACCCAACAUGGCUCUGUUUCCCAGUCGGUCUCGUCCCACCAAUUCUAAGCGUCCCGAUAGAAAGGGUUCUGUGAUUGAAGAGGAGGUCGAAGACGAGUAUGUGGAGGAGAGCUUUGACGGAGACGAUGGUGAUGGGCUGGACUUUGACACAAGGGGCAGGAGUUUCUAG